GUACCAUAUGAAUACGGGAGUUGUUUUUGAAAGGCUCCGUGUCAGCCGGGUUAACCGCGAUUUCAACGUUGGCUGCAAUUUUCCAGGAAUGGCUCACUUCUCGGAGUCAUUCAAUUUGAGCCUUGAAACCCUGAAAAAACUUGAGAACUUACCUGCAAAAAUAUCUCCAAGUCCGGGUCGCCGACUUACCCGGUCAAAAACACAAAACCUUCCUAGUUCUUCCCAAGGUGCAGGAAAUUCCGAUGAUGAAUGCGUGGAAGCAUCUCCAAAUAAUUCUCUGGAACAUAGUGGACCAAUAGGAAGGCGAAAUAAGCAGCGAAAUAUUAGUCAAAGCAAGAAGUCCAUCCGGAAAAACAAAUCAGACAGUCUUCUAGGGAAAUACAUGAUGAAUCCUCUGGAGAAGAAGUCCACUGACUUUAGUCACUUGGACGUAACAGUCUUAGAGAAGUUACUUGAGGUUGUGGACGAGGAAGAGGCAAAAUUCGACAAAGAAGCGCUUCAGACUGAAGUUCCUGAAGAGAGUAUGAUCCUCCUGAGUGAAGCUGAAGGGGAGAAAGUCAUCCUGGAGAUGCCCAUUUCGAGUCAGGAUAUCAUUGACAUUGAAUUCAGUGACUGGGAGACUUCCAAUGUGUUUCAGAAGGAAGAACAAGUCGCCAAGAAAAAGGAUAUCAAUGAGGUAAUUGAAACUGAGGAAGACUUAAACAUAGACAAUGUAACUUUUGUCACAGAACAAAGUACAAAUCUCGAAAUGAAAGCUUGUCGGAGGGAAGUAUCCCAAAUGAUCAAGGAGUUCCAUAUGGAAGAUUCUUUCAUUGCAACAUCUUCUCAAAUGCCUCAGAAUUCUCAGAUUUCCUUCCGGAAGGAAGAUUCUAUCUUGGAAACAUCCAUCAAAGCAUCCCAGGAACCUCUAAAGGCACCAGCGGUAACAGAAGCCAAAUUUCUAUCAUCCUGGGGACUUCCAGAGCCAAUUUUGGCUGCAUACACCAAGAAAGGCAUCACGGAGAUGUUCCAGUGGCAAGUGGAGUGUCUUUCAAACCGCCAAACUCUCCUAGAAGGUGAUAAUCUUGUCUACAGUGCACCCACAUCUUCAGGAAAGACCCUCGUGAGCGAAAUCCUCAUGAUAAAAAGUGUCUUGGAACGCCAGAAAAAAGCCCUCCUCAUCCUGCCAUUUAUCUCUGUAGUUCGAGAGAAAAUGCUCUAUUUGCGAGAUCUCCUGACACCAGCUGGAAUCCGUGUAGAGGGAUUCUUCGGAGGAUACUCUCCUCCUGGAGGCUUCGAUGCCUGCCAAGUGGCUGUGUGUACCAUCGAAAAGGCCAACAGUAUCUUCAAUCGUCUCCUGGAACUUCAGAAAGUCCAUCAAGUUGGAAUCGUUGUAGUUGAUGAGAUUCACUUGAUCUCUGAUCCCAGUCGAGGAUACAUUCUCGAGCUUCUCCUCGCCAAGAUCCUCUAUGUCAGUAAAAAGAUGGAUUUCAAGAUUCAAAUUGUGGGAAUGUCUGCUACUUUACCCAAUCUGGAACUUCUCUGCCGAUGGCUUUCAGCCCAAUUCUAUUUGACUGACUUUCGACCAGUUGAACUUAGGGAGAUGAUAAAAGUGGGCAACAAAAUAUUGUCGAAUCGUUUUGAGGCGAUUCGAACCCUAGAUGUUCAGGAGUUUUCAACAGUUUGCGGUCUUCGCGACCAAGACAAUGUAGGCCAACUCGUUCUAGAGACUAUUAGCGAAGGAUGUGGUGUGAUAGUAUUCUGCCCAUCUAAAGAUUGGUGCGAAAAACUUUGUCUGACUCUCGCUGAGGUCAUUUACACUGUGGGAAAAAGUCGAACGAUUCUUGGGGCCAAAAUUCGUGAUGCUGUCCAACGAGAAGCCAUUGAAUCCGUCCGGCAGGAACUUCUGAACUGCCCAACUGGGUUGGAUCAAGUGUUGGCCAGGUGUAUUGGCUAUGCUUGUGCUUUUCAUCAUGCUGGACUGACCACAGAGGAGAGAGAUGCGAUAGAGGGGGGCUUUCGGAUGGGAGCCCUCAGAGUUCUCGUGGCCACAAGUACUCUGAGUUCUGGAGUUAAUCUUCCUGCUCGGAGAGUUAUUGUACGGAGUCCAAUGUUCGGAGGCAGAAGCAUGAAUGCCCUAACAUACAGGCAGAUGAUAGGUAGGGCAGGUCGUACGGGAAAAGAUACUCUGGGGGAAGCGAUCUUAAUUUGUGAUGAAGCAAAUGUAAAGGUUGGAAAAGAAUUGCUUACGCGUGAUUUAAUGCCGAUAUCUUCGUGUCUCGAUGCCAGAAAUUCGGGAAAUUUGAGGAGAGCUCUCCUGGAAAUUGUAGCAGCUGGAAUGGCUACGAGUUUCAAAGAUCUCCAGCUGUUUUUUUCCUGUACGAUGAUUUGGGCUGAAAAAGGCGAAGAAUCUUUUGGAAUAAAUGUCGAAAAUUCUCCAAAGAAGAAGAAAAGGAGACGCAAAGUGUCAGAUCAGGAAGAUUCUUCAGAUGAAGAUGAGAAUGAGGAUUCUGUGAGAGAUAGUGUGGAUUUUCUUCUAAAAUACGAAUUUCUUAGGCGUCAAACUUCUGAAGAAACUGCAGAGGAAGUUUUAAUAGCUACUCGACUUGGAUAUGCUUGCCUUGCCUCUUCAAUACCUCCCUCAGAUGGCUUUCUACUUUUCUCCGAACUCCAGAAAUCUAGGCAGUGUUUCGUUCUAGAAUCCGAACUUCAUGCCAUUUAUCUGGUUACCCCAUUUUCUGUUUGCCAUCAAUUGCCAGAGAUUGAUUGGCUGCACUUCCUGGAUCUCUGGGAACGACUCCCGAGCACUAUGAGGCGUGUUGGAGAGUUAGUAGGCGUACGGGAUGCCUUUCUAGUGCGUGCAAUGCGAGGAACAAAGUCUCUGGAUGAGAAACAGCUUCAGAUCCAUAAGAGAUUCUAUACAGCCCUUGCACUACAGGAACUCAUCAGUGAAGUGCCAAUUGCAGAUGUGGCUGCAAAAUAUAAAUGUCCUCGAGGACUACUUCAGAGUCUUCAGCAGAUGGCAGCAUCUUUUGCAGCUAUAGUUGCAUAUUUCUGCACAGCACUCAAUUGGCAACUUCUGGCAAUGAUUGUCAGUCAAUUCAGGGAGAGACUCUUUUUUGGGAUUCAUAGGGAUCUCGUUGAUCUCAUGAAGAUUCCCAGUCUCAAUGCACAAAGAGCUAGAGCUCUCUUUGCAGCCGGAAUUGAAACACUCUUAAUCCUGGCCAGAACUGAAUCAUCAAAAAUUGUCAAAAUUCUUCUUGAUUGUGCUUCUUUUGAUACAGAAGCUCAAAGGGAGGGAGAAGCUGAUUAUGAGGCUAAAGAAAGGAUCAAACUAAGGAAAUACAAUAUAACUGGUCAGAGAGAUUUAACCAUUGAAGAAGCAGCUAAGAUCAUCAAGACAGAUGCCAGGAGGAUUAUUGAGCAAGAAAUGGGAGGAACUGUCAAUUGGGAAGAUGAAGAAAUUCUCCCACAGAGUCCUAAAAUUUCCCUCCAAAAUGACAGCAUCAAGAAUUUGAGUGUCUCACAGAUUAAUUCCAGUGUAGAUGAAAUUCCCUGCUCACAAACUGCACCAGAUGCGUCUUCAAAGAGAAUCAAAAAGAGUCAAAUAUGCAAAGUUUUGCACUCAAAAGCCUCCUUAAGUAAAGCUCCAAAAAUCAACCAUGUGACAAAGGAUGAAAAGUCCUUCCAGGAAUUUUCUCAGAGAGCCCUAAACUGCCCAGAAGUGUCUGUUGGUAUUGUGAUUGAGAAAAGUAAACAGGGCAAAGUGAAUAUUGGUGCCAAACUCCUGGAUGGAGAAGAAAAUUUCGAGGAAAUUCAGGAAGGAUUUCAAGUGGAUCAGGAAAGAAUCCUUUCAGCUGUGGUGAUCUCUUGUGAUGGAAAAGAAGUGGCUGUUGUGGAUUUUUCCACGGAAAAAGGAGAAAACACCAAAGUGGAUUUAGAGAGCAGAAGACUGUUUAUCGCCAAACUCUUUAAUCGCUCAGACGGACUUAUUCACAUGUGGGAGGUCAAAGAGAAGCUCAAACUCUUGACCAGAGGCAUCCGUGAGAUUUUCAAUACUCGAGCUACUUUCCAAGAUCCUCAAGUGGCCAACUGGCUUCUACAACCUGAUGAGGCUACAACGAGUCUUCACAGAAUUGUCAUGCUUCAUUGUCCAGAUCUCGAGGGUCUUCUUGUUCCUGCAACUCAACCACCUUCCCAAGGCUCCCAAGUCGUUUCCCUUGCAGCAGCAGAAUGCUGUAUUGUGUUCAAUUUGAGGAAUCUUUCGGCCAAACUUGUAGCUGUGGGAGAUGGAAAACUAUUGAAAGUAUUUAGGGAACUUGAAAUGCCCAUUCAGAUUUCUCUCUUCCGGAUGGAAUUGACGGGAUUUCCCGUAAAUAGCGAUGAGAUGGAGAAAUUUGUUGAAGAUUGUGAGAAUUUAUUUGGUCAGCUUGAAAAGAAAAUUUUCACUUUGCAUGGAAAGAGAUUCAAUAUUGCUUCUUCAAGAGCUGUGGCUAAUGUUCUUGGGAUUGCCAAAGGCAAAGGCAAAGUGUCAACGGCAAAGAGUGUUUUGGAAAAACUGGGAACACCUCUGUCCAAGCUGAUUAUUCAGCAUAGAACUCUCACAGCUGUCUUCACAAAAACCCUUCAUCCUCUGGCCAGGAGUAUUGAAGUGGACAGAAUUCAUGGGAUAAGCUUCAGCCUGACACAAACCGGAAGGAUAACAAUGCAUGAGCCGAAUUUACAAACAGUUGCCAAGGAUAUUCAAUUGGAUUUUGGGGAUGAAAACACCAAAAUUCUUUCUUGUAGAAGAGUUUUUGCUCCCAAGCCCACUAGAAUCCUCAUUUCUGCUGAUUUUUGUCAGCUAGAACUCAGGAUUCUCAUUCAUUUUUCCCAGGAUCCUAAUCUAAUUCAAGUGAUAAAGUCUAAUUGUGACAUUUUUCGAGCUGUUGCUGCUCGCUGGAAUGGAAUCCCCGAGAACAAUGUAACACCAAGUUUACGUCACGAAGCCAAGCAAAUAUGCUACGGAAUAAUUUACGGAAUGGGAGCUAGGAGUCUCUCGGAGAGUCUCAAAGUUGAUGAAGCUAGCGCUAGAGAACGGAUUGAAGGUUUUUACAGAAUUUAUCCAGCCAUUAGGACGUUUAAUGAGAAAAUUCUCAAGGAAGCACGAGUAAAAGGCUUCGUGGAAACUCUGUCAGGUAGGAGACGUUUUCUCGAACAUAUCACCAGUCCAGAUUCUGCCUUGAGAGCUCAGGCUGAACGUCAGGCUCUCAACAGCAUGAUACAGGGCUCUGCUGCAGAUGUAGCCAAAACUGCUCUACUUGCUGUUGAGAAGAAAUUGUCCAGGAAAAAAGGGUGGGAUAGUCAAUUUAUUCUCCAUCUCCAUGAUGAGCUAAUCUUUGAAACUCCCAAAACCCUAGUCCCAAAGUUUACCGAGAUCCUCAGGGACAGCAUGGAAAAUUGCAUAAAACUUAGUGUUCCGCUUCGUGUGAAGCUCAAAACAGGAUCCAAUUGGGCAGAAAUGACUGAAAUUUCAGGCUAAUUUUUUUAUUGUUCAACAAUCUUUUACACCAACUGUGUGAAUGCCAUGACAACCUUUUACUUAGGAGCUGGGAGACCUUCCUUCUCGCUCCAUUCUGUCCAGGAUCCCUUGUAGUUUUUAGCACUGUUGGAGAAAUUAUUGUUUUUUAUUAGAAUAUAUUUUUUUUAAUGGAUUUCAUACCAAUAAUUUUAAGCACAAAUUGUCAAAUAAAAUAUUUCAUG
Messenger RNA from Phlebotomus papatasi, 5721 nucleotides. It is a transcript of the gene DNApol-theta, whose product is annotated as DNA polymerase theta. Gene Ontology annotation, biological process: DNA-templated DNA replication; double-strand break repair via alternative nonhomologous end joining. NCBI's taxonomy places the organism in Eukaryota, Metazoa, Arthropoda, Insecta, Diptera, Psychodidae. Gene Ontology annotation, molecular function: DNA-directed DNA polymerase activity; ATP binding; DNA binding. The record is from RefSeq and is a predicted model, not a curated record. Bases 8 to 5500 code for a protein of 1830 amino acids. The transcript has 5 exons.